AUGUCAAAUACCCUCAUAUCAACCAGCCAAGUUGACAAAGCUGGAUACUGUGUACACAUUGAGAGAAGAAUGUGCCGCCUACUAUCACCACAUCCUAAAUGUCACACCAUAGCAUCUAUACCAGCUAAGAAGGGUCUCUACCAAGUUAACAACGCUGCACCACCAAAGAACAUUUUUGAACACUUCGGUGGAUCAGCCAUGAAUGCCAAAAUGGACAUAAACAAGCUACAUAGAGCCCUUGGCCACAUUUCCCAUUCAUCUGCAAGGAAGUUAGUAAAAUCUGGUAUGGUCACAGGCAUAGACUUAGACGAAACUGCCGAGAAAGAAAUAUGCAAUGCCAGUGUAAAAGCAAUAUCAAAUGUGAAGCCAUUCCCUGCAGUAUCAGAUACUCGUGCAUCCUCAUAUGGAGAAUGUAUCCACUCAGACCUGUGGGGACCUGCAUCUGUACAAGAUAUAACAGGGAAGAAAUACAUGCUCACCUUCACAGAUGACUUCUCAUGA
Molecule: messenger RNA, 501 nt
Organism: Serpula lacrymans var. lacrymans S7.9
Lineage: Eukaryota; Fungi; Basidiomycota; Agaricomycetes; Boletales; Serpulaceae
Exons: 1
Coding region: 1-501 (166 amino acids)
Source: RefSeq, a predicted model, not a curated record